Molecule: messenger RNA, 2108 nt
Organism: Hydra vulgaris (swiftwater hydra)
Lineage: Eukaryota; Metazoa; Cnidaria; Hydrozoa; Anthoathecata; Hydridae
Product: major facilitator superfamily domain-containing protein 6
Cellular component (GO): membrane
Molecular function (GO): transmembrane transporter activity
Source: RefSeq, a predicted model, not a curated record
GUUCUUUGAGAAAUGCGCUCGUUCAAUCAACCGAGCGUGACUUACUCAAUGGUUGCGUAGCUUAUUUGCAGCAAUAAUCGAAGCUGAGAAGCGCUCAAAAAAGUUUUUGCAAGUUGUUAAAAAAGAUGUAACGUUUUCAAAAUUCUGUUGUCAGAAAUUAAUUAAAAAAUGAGAAAACUGUUUGCUAAGUGUGGUAGUGUGAAUAGGAGGCUGCUCGUUUCCAAGCUAUUUUAUUUUUUUUAUUGGUCUGCUUACGGUUCUUUUUUUCCUCUUCUUGCAGUAUAUUACAAACAGAUUGGAAUGAAUCCUUCGCAAAGUGGAAUAUUGGUAGGAAUGCGACCUUUAAUUGAGUUUGUUAGUGCACCAUCGCUAAGCUCUUUAGCCGAUAGAUUGAAUAUCAGAAAAGUCAUGCUCAUUUUCAACUUACUGUGCUGGAUAGCUUUUGUAUUCCCAUUGGGAAUGAUUAAGCCAUUAGACAAAACAUGUCAUCGUUUUAUCAUGCUGGCCAAAAAUAUUACAGAAUUUACCUCACAGGAAACAGACGAGGUAAAUGAAUUCUUGAAGUCAAAUACGCCACAUGAACCUCAGAUUAAUCCACACAGAAAAAGUAAUGUCGUUUUUAGCGAAGAAAGCAUUCAUCAAAUUUUUUGGGUUUUACUUUUUUUAACUGUAGUUGGAGAGUUUUUUGCAUCUUCUGCUCCCACUCUGGCAGAUACUGCAACACUGAAUGCACUUGGUGAUAAUAAAGAAAGGUAUGGACGUCAAAGAAUGUUUGGUAGUUUAGGAUGGGGAUCUGCUAUGUUUACUGUAGGAUUUGUUAUCGACGCUUUACCCAUGUAUAAAGUUUGCGACGAACCUAUCAGUAAAGACUACACCUAUGCUUUUUAUUUUUUUAUUGUUUUAAUGAGUGUUGCUUUAAUCAUUGCAACAAAGUUUAAUUUUAACAAUGCUGACGAUGCGGAUGAAACUUUGCAUGGAACACCCCGCGAUGUGUUAAACAUAUUUAUGAAACCAAACUAUUUUAUGUCAGUGCUUUCAGCUUUGUAUUGUGGACUAGGCAUGGGUUUGUCACGAGUUUUUUUAUUUUGGCAUUUAGAGGAUCUAGGUGCUCCUCCUACUUUAUUUGGUAUUUCAUCUGCAACAGAUCACCUAUCGGAAACAACAACAUACUUUUUUAUUGAAUGGUUAUUGCAAAAAGUAGGCCAUGUUCAAAUACUCGGUAUAGGAUUAUUAGUAAACUUUGUUCGGUUUUUCUGCAUAUCGUAUAUGGUAAACCCUUGGUUUAUUCUACCUUUAGAUGUUUUACAAGGUUUUUCACAUGCUGGUGUUUGGGCAGCAUUAACUAGUUAUUUAAGCAGAGCGGCCCCAAAAGGAUACAGAGCUGCUGUACAAGGUAUUCUACAAGGAUUUUAUUAUGGACUUGGUAGAGCAGUGGGAGCAAUUGGUGGCGGUGUUUUGACGCAUUAUUUUGGAACCAACAUUGUUUUCAGAGUUUACGGAAUUUUUUCACUUCCGAUUCUUUUUUUAUUUGUGAUUGUUGAAGUUAUUUAUUACAGAAAAAACAAUCGUUCAAUACUGAAAUCUAUUUCUAAAAAUAAUGUAAUUAACAAUGCCAAACAUGAUUCUAAGUUAGAAAGCCACGAAAAAAGCAUAAAAGAAUUUUUUAAUAAUCAAUUUAAUGUAAAAGAAGAAGUACACGAACACGCAAAAGAUAUCGAGAACAUUGAAAAAAGCUCCAACGAUUUAAAAACUGCAAAUACUGAAUUUCACGAUCCUCCUCUGCUUACAUCGGAAAAGGUGACGUAAUAUAUUUUUUGCUGAAUUCUUAAUUGUAAAAUUUUUUUACUAUUGUUAAAGUAUAAACUGUUCUUUUUAUUGUAAGUAUGUACAUAUACAUGUAUAUAUAUAAGCCAGUGGCCGUAUUUACAUCUUACCUAUAGGCUUUGAUGUCCGUUAUAUAUAUGCACACGUGUCAUAUAUUUCAUCCACAUUCUCUAUAUUUUUAUUAUCAAAAUUUUUAUGAAAAGCAAAUUUUUAUUGGAAGCAUAUUUUUAUUUAUAACGUGUUUGUAUAGAUAACAUAUUUGUAUUAGUUACAUUUUUUGUUUA